Fusarium falciforme is the source of this 480-nucleotide messenger RNA. Its product is annotated as Zn(2)-C6 fungal-type domain-containing protein. Bases 1 to 480 code for a protein of 159 amino acids. NCBI's taxonomy places the organism in Eukaryota, Fungi, Ascomycota, Sordariomycetes, Hypocreales, Nectriaceae. The record is from RefSeq and is a predicted model, not a curated record. The transcript is spliced from 3 exons.
AUGCAGCUCUACGGACAGAGCAUGCGACUUGUGUCGUCCAGCCUGGACAUACACCAGAGCUCAGUUCUUGUUGAUUUGAUCCUCCCGGUCAUGGUUCUGAGCAUGUACCCCUAUGUAAUGGAAAAGUCAGUCAAGUUGGAGCAUGAUCUGGGCUUGGGCCUUAUCACCAGAAAUUGUGGCCCCGACUGCAACCAAGACGACAGAACUGUUUCCAUAUUCAGGUCUUGCAGAUCGAUGCUUAUAUGCACCGCCCUUGCGAAACGGUGCCGAACCUUCUUGGAAGAAGAUGUCUGGAAGUCGGCGCCCUUUCGAGCCUCCCAUAAAACCUGCAUGGAUAGACUUUAUGACAUAACUUCGAGUCUCCCCGGGCUAGCUGAAGAGGUCCUGGGUGGGCGCAAUCGACAGCCUGAGCAGGGAGUUAACACUGUCGCAAAGGCAGAAACUCUAUACCAAGAGCUCCGAGCUUGGAGAUAUGACUAG